Messenger RNA from Pelmatolapia mariae (spotted tilapia), 1341 nucleotides. Its product is annotated as beta-1,4 N-acetylgalactosaminyltransferase 2-like. NCBI's taxonomy places the organism in Eukaryota, Metazoa, Chordata, Actinopteri, Cichliformes, Cichlidae. The transcript is spliced from 11 exons. The record is from RefSeq and is a predicted model, not a curated record. The coding region runs from base 1 to 1341 and encodes 446 amino acids. Gene Ontology annotation, molecular function: acetylgalactosaminyltransferase activity. Gene Ontology annotation, biological process: UDP-N-acetylglucosamine metabolic process; UDP-N-acetylgalactosamine metabolic process.
AUGACAAGGCACUCUUCAGGAUCUCUAAAUUAUAAGUCAUCUUUGCCCACACAACGUCGCUUACCUGAUCCAUGCACCUGUCCUGAUGGCUCUACAGUUCUCAAAGACCACAUCCCAAAAGACCAGUAUGAGGAAUUAAUGCUGCGACGAGCUAAAGAGUUCCAGCAAUACAAAGCCAGGACUAAUUCAAUACUAUCCAAGCUACUUUUUGCUUUGCCUAACUCUCCUCUGCAGUAUCCUAUCCAGGGCGUUAUAGUACGACCCUUGACUGCAACUGCAAUACCAGGUUUAGCUCUGCAUGCUGAAGAAGGAAAGAGCUAUAAGGUUCUCUUAACUGUGUCAAAUGGUGUCCUAACCACAGAAACUCCAACUGCAGAGGCCACUGUUCAAGGUUCUGGAGGGACGAAACUGAUUAUUGAGUCUAGCAGCCCGUUGGUCCUCAAUGACCUGCUGGCCAAAGUGUCCUAUACCAGCACCAUCUACCACAUAAACACUGGAGACCUUGUCACCUUCCAGUUUGAAGACUAUGAAGCUGUGUUUCCCAUUACCAUCCAGCAGCCUCAUGUACCAGUCCUGUAUGACAUGGGAACAGAUAUCAGUUCUCAAGUCACCAUUGUCACAAAGACCUUCCUGCGCUACAAACAACUGAGGGUGUUGUUGGACAGCAUCCGGAAAUUCUAUAGUAACAUAAAAGUCAUUAUUGCAGAUGACAGCUUAGAACCAGAGAGUGUUACUGGAGAAAACAUCCAGCAUUACAUCAUGCCUCCAGCACAGGGCUGGUUUGCAGGCAGAAAUCUGGCUGUGUCCCAGGUAACAACCAAGUACUUCUUGUGGGUGGAUGACGACUUUUUGUUUUCAGAGAAGACGAAGAUAGAGAAACUUGUGGAGGUGAUGGAGGCAGUCCCUGAACUAGAUGUGGUUGGUGGGUCAGUACAAGGGAACAAGUUUCACUUUUCUAUCCUAUAUGAGGAAGGAGAUGAAAACGAAGGUGGCUGCCUAUACAGGAAGUCCGGUGGCAAAUUCCACCCCCUUCCUAGUUACCCACAAUGCCAUUUGGCCAGUGGAGUGGUCAACUUCUUCCUGGCUCGUACAGAUGCCAUGCAGAGGGUGAGAUUUGACCCUAAGCUCCAGCGAGUAGCGCAUUCAGAGUUCUUCAUGGAUGGCCUGGGCUCUUUGAUGGUUGCCUCAUGUGGUGAUGUGAUAAUUGACCAUCAACCUAAAACAGCCGAAAACAGUAAUCCUACCUACAACAAAUUCAGAAGCCCUGGAAGAAAUGAUGGAGAAUUCAAACUGCAGCUUCACUUUUUCAAAAACCACCUUAAGUGUAUUAGAUAUGGAUAG